UGUUGCCGGGAGACGGCGGGAGGACGCGGCCCGCAGCCGAGCAGCGGGGAAUCAUGUCGCGAUCGGCAGUACCAAAGUCCCGAUCGGAGAAGAGCCGGGCCAUGGCAGUUCCUGCCACCACCCCUCAGGUUGCCCUGGUGGAGAUCAUACCCGGUCGCUUUACAGAGACUGACUGGCAAACCAUGGUGGCGGCAGAGGACGGCGAGAACAAUGUCAUGGACAUCAUCGAGGACAUCGUGAGCCAAGCCCUGGAUCAGUGCUACAGCAUUUACAUUGAGAAUCAGCUGCUGCCGUUCACCAUCGCUCAGGCCAAGGACGCCAUCCUGCAGAUCAUCGAGUGGCAGUUCCUGACCCACGACCCUGGCGAGAGCAACGUCUCCCUCGAUCACUCGUGGCAGGAAGACAGGGAGCCCAAGGCCAACGUCACGGACUCCUGGGCCCAGGGCUCGGUGCCGGUGCUGUGGCCCCCACACACACCAGCCCUGCAGGAACAGGAGCCUCGUGGACUCGGCCUUUGUCCUGAAACAGAAGACUGUUAUUCUGCACCUGCUGGACAUGGGUCAACGUGUGGGGACCAACAGCCGGGACUCCAAGGGCCACGCGACACAUCCCCACUGUGUAGUCAGCUGAUGGGCAUCUCCCAGGAUUUGGAACAAGUUGAAACAGAGCCCGAGAAAACCUCCACAGUAAACGUUCUUCGUGGCCUGGUACAUCUCCACCGUGUAUCCACUCAACCUUCUCUGCUUGAAGGAAAGAAACCUCAGCUUCUCCUCAAGGUUGCUGCGCAGGAACCUGAGCAGGCACCAGAGGCCAUCACAGUCAGGAAGAAGAGCCACAGCCUCAAGGCCAGGAGGUGCCUU
This is a messenger RNA of Pristis pectinata (smalltooth sawfish), 860 nucleotides long. RefSeq lists its product as uncharacterized. Lineage: Eukaryota; Metazoa; Chordata; Chondrichthyes; Rhinopristiformes; Pristidae. The annotation marks the transcript as partial. The record is from RefSeq and is a predicted model, not a curated record. The transcript is spliced from 6 exons.